AUGUCCGUAUGUAAUGUAGAAGGGCUGGAUAUCAGAAGGAUUCGUGCAUUGGGCGAGCGCAAAACAAAUGGGGAGAGAAGCCGCGAUGCAGGACCGGUAUUGAGUCCCAGAACAAGAGCGACCACAUUGUACAAAAAUGGGAUUGGUCUACUGGAAAGUUUGCAAUUCCCCGCACCCACCUAA
Molecule: messenger RNA, 183 nt
Organism: Sclerotinia sclerotiorum 1980 UF-70
Lineage: Eukaryota; Fungi; Ascomycota; Leotiomycetes; Helotiales; Sclerotiniaceae
Exons: 1
Coding region: 1-183 (60 amino acids)
Source: RefSeq, a predicted model, not a curated record